GCAGAGUUAACAUUGCAUUGUUUUUCUUCUGAUUGCAAAGCCCGCGAAGAAAUUAAAGUUACACACGGAAUACGGCGUUAUAUUUCGGUUUGCACGCUUUAAAAACAGUGUGUGAGACUUUAUGGAACAUGGCUGAGUCGGAACUUUACAUGCAGUGUGAGGAGGAAGAAUUGGCGCCCUGUCAAAAUAACACAGAUGAGGCUGAUCAAACAGUAAACAUAAAUAAUGCAGUGCAAAAUGGGUGUGAAGUAUUGUCAGCGGCACCUCCUGAUUGCACCCUUGUGGUAUCGCCUUCUGUUUCCUCUGCCCCAACUCCUUCCAUGGGUGGUAUUAAGACAACAGUUCUGCCAAUUGCUCCUGCUCCUGCUGUUCACAAGCCACUUUUGUCCAGUGUCCUGCAACCUAUUCAGAUAGCUGCUGGUGGAAACCCUGGCCAGUCUAUCUACAUCGCUUCACAGGCCCCUUCAGGCACCCCUCAAAGCUUUGGAAGCCCAAUAGGUUACAUCCUCCCUGCUGGUCAAGCUGUCACUUUUUUAACUCCCGCCCAGACAGGUCAGUUCAUCACUCAGCAGCUUCCUGCACCAUCAGCCAUGCCACGAGCAGUGACUCCAGGAAACUUCUCCACAGUUCAGAUCCCAGUCACCCUUACCAUCCGUGGUGCCUCUGGUGUGCAGAGCAUCGCCACUGUAGCCUCUAGUAGGAUGACUGGUCUUGGUGUCACACCUUCCAACCUACCUCCUCUCUCCUCUCCAGCCAUCUCUGGCACUACAGUGAGAUUUACUACCCCUCCACCUUCUGCACCACCAGUUGCUGGUCAGGUGGGGAGCCCACAAUUGCAGCCUGCAAAGGUAGUCCCAGUCCCAGCCCCAGUGUCCACCAAGGCCCUGUCUCCCUGUGCUCUGGCAGCAAAGCCCCAAGCCCAGACCUCUACUCCCAGUACCUCUGUUAACACCAAGGUAUUUCAGAAUGCAUCCAGACUACCACAAACAUGUUCCACCUGUGGCACCUCUUACAAAACUGUGCAAUCUCUCCGUGGCUAUGUUUGUCAAUGCAAUCCAGAACUUAUUAAGAGCAUCCAGGCAUUGUCCCUCCAUCCCAAAAAAAAGAAGACCAAACGCAUUAGCAUCUCUGUGCGUUCCACCCCCUCCUCGCACAAAACCUCAUCCUCGAUGUCCAUCGGCAGUAGACAUCCAGUAGCCUCCCCACCCGUUCCUCUGAAACACAUUACCACGUCUGAGAUCCCAGAGGGAGCUCCCAGCCCUGGCACCGGGGACUAUGACCAGCACGGCAAGCUCAUCAUCCUGGUGGAAGACUUCUACUACGGGAAGGACCCUGGACAACCUGUCGUCAUAGAAACCAGCCAGGUGCCAGUCAUGAUGAAAUGCCAUCUCUGCGACAAGAAGCUAAAGAACAACGUCAAGCUGAUGAACCACAUGAAGCACCACAUGGAAAUGGAGCGGCAGAGGGGUGAUGUGGACUGCCACAUCAUGUGCCAGCACUGCUUCCGCCCGUUUGGCACCCCCUUUACCCUGCAGUGCCACUUGGAGACUGUCCACAGCCAAGUAGAAUCCACCGCGGUCUGUAAGAUAUGUGAGUUGUCCUUUGAAAACGAGCCACUGUUUCUGAAUCACAUGAAAAACGUGCACAAGCCUGGUGAAAUGCCCUACAUAUGUCAGGUUUGCAAUUUCCGGUCGUCUUUCUACCAUGAUGUUGUUGUUCACUUCCGAGAGAUCCACAAGGACUCAAACAACCUCCUGUGUCCCUAUUGCCUUAAAGUGUUCAAGUCUAGCAACAGUUACCAGAUCCACUACAGUAAGCAUCAGAAAAAAUCAGUACUGCAUUGCGACAAGUGCCGACUUCAGUUCCUCUUCUCAAAGGACAAGGCAGAUCAUAAGGCAUUAUAUCAUCAAACUCACCUGAAGCCCGCACAGCUGAUGGGGCUUAAACCUGGCACCAGGGUAACCAUCCGGGCCUAUUCCAUGACUAAGACGGAUGAAAACAUGGGAUUUAAAGGACCAAGCAACACUGCUCGAAGCCCUACUGUGAAAGAGGUCUCACCAACCCCUGUAACCCCAACAACCCCCAUACCUGCACACUCAGUUCCUGCACCUCAGAAUGCUAUCCAGAAAAUCAUCCAUCCAAAGAGGAAGCCUGUUGAGAGCAUGUUGGAUCUCCUUGCCAGAUUUCAGAGCCAUUGUGAACCACCAAAAAAACAGUUGUGCAUGGAAUGUAACUUCGAGAUUCCAGAUUUUUCCCGACACUUUCCCACUUUUGUACACUGCUCCUUGUGCCACUAUAGCACCUGCUGCUCAAGAGCUUAUGCCAACCACAUGAUUAGCAACCAUGUGUCUCGCAAAAGCAACACUAAAUACCUGAACUUGUACAAGCCCUGUCCAAGGAUGGGUCAGCUAAGCUGCUGUUCAUGUGAUUACACCACUCAGGUUGGAGAUCUAAUGGCCAAGCAUCUGGUUGAUUAUCCUGGUCACUGUGCUAGCCUCUUCAAGUUCAAUGAGGGAUUUUCACGUGGCUAUAAAAGAUUUGUCUUCAUACCAACGGACCUGAUUAGGGGGGGUCAAGGGCUCAAUACUGGGACAUUCAUGCCUCUCCAGGUAUUGCAAGUGAGUCGGAGUUCACUUCCCCACCCCACUAAACCAGCCACCCAACCCAACCAUUGCAUAAACCUCCCUGUUAGCUCUGUCCAUAUUCCAUCAAUUCCUAUUCAAGUGCAGCCUGUAGAUCAAAGCACUGUCCCUGAUGAGAACUGUGGGACAGAGCCAAAGGACUCAACACUAGAAAACAGAGAGCUUCCAAGUGGAUCCCCUACAGAGCCAGAAGAUACUACAAUAGAGCACCUUACUUUAGCCCAGCUCAAGAUCGUACUCUACGCCCUGUGCUUUGGUGUUCCUCAGGCAGCCAACCACUUUGACACUCAGCCAAGAGAAGUUCAGUCCUUGUUACUCAAGCGUCAGCUUCAACUUGGCUCCCCAAAAAGCAGAGAAGGUUUGAUCCCCCGGGCAAGUGACCGGCUGGCUGAGUGGGUGUUAUGUCAGCGUGAACAGCAGCUACCUGUAGACGAAGGCAACCUUUUCUCUAAAGCUUCAGAGUUCAUGAGCACUGAUGGUGGACCAGGCAUUACUUACCAGUGGGCAGUGGAUUUCCUGCUGCUCCAUGACCUAGGUCUGCAAGCUUUGGUCACAUCCAGACGCCUGCUACCCCAUAAAGCCCAAGAGCGUGUGUACUCUUUUACUCACUUUAUAAACAAGCAGGUCACCUCACAAAGCUUUGGUAUGUCAGUCAUUGGUGCCAUGGAUGAGCUCUCUAUUUUCAUAGACAUGGAGCAGCUUGAUCCAGCCUCAGCUGACUCUUCUUCCAUGAUGUCUACCUUCAAGUUGGUGGGAGAAACAGAUCCACUUAUGGAUGUUGUAUUUGCGGCCUUAGCGGAUGGCACCAUGCUUCCGACCAUGGUGUUUCUCAGGGGCGAGCCCCUCAGCCCAGAUGCACCAGCCCUGCCGGACAUCAUUGUCUUAGAGGCAAAGCCAGAGGGAUUUUCAGAUGAAGAAAGACUCCAGCUGUGGCUUGAUAAAGUUUGGCGUCUGCACUUAGACCCAAGCUCUGGAGGGAAGGGAUUGCUGGUUAUGGACACCUACCGUGGACACAUAACUAAUGACUUCCUUGCAUCACUCAACAGUGCCAACACUCUUCCAGGCAUGGUGCCACGUGCUUGCACUUCUCGUCUUCAGCCUCUGGAAGCCUGCAUUGGGCCAGUGUUUCGUGAGUUCCUCCAAGCACGCUGGAGCCAGCAUGUGACUGAAGCACCACAAGACCUGAUUGGUGCUGAGCCUGCUGACCUGGCUCUAUUACUCUCAGCAUGGCUCACUGAGAUGCUGGAUGUCUUGGCGGCAAAGCCAGAACUUCUUCAGCAAUCCUUUCAUCAGAUGUUGAACACUAAUCCAGAGAUGACACCCACAGGACUGUCUGAGUUAGUGCGUAAUUUAACAGAGGCCCUGGUUGUCACUGCACUUCAGGACCAAGAAGAUGAAGCAGAAGCUAGACAGAAACGCAGGAAUUCUGAGGUUGCUUCUCCAACCUCUCUGCCCUCCCCUCCAGCCAAUCAAGCUUUAAAAAAGAUCUUUGAGAAAGAUAGUGAUCUUGAAUCUUUCCAUGGCUUUGAAGAUGCUGAAAUGAUGGACUGCUAAUUUCAUUAAAAUGGCAUGCAAUGAUGUUGCUCCAAAUAGGUCAGUUUUAUGACAAGCUUUUCAAGGGUUUUUUUUUUUUUUGUCACCGAGCAUUAUUUUUGAACACAAAAAGAACAUUAGUUCUUGACUAAUGUGAUUAAUCAAGUUGUGACUUUAUGAUUUCAUAUUCUUUUAUAAUUAUUACCACAGAUGGAAACAAUUUGUUGGCUUUGUUGCAUGUAUGUUUGUUUUGUUUUUGUUUUAUGUAUUGGUAUAGAUAUUGCAAUGACAUCUACAAUAUUGAUAAUGUAAUUUAACAUAUCUUGAAAGUAAUGGCUAACAAUCAUGAGAACCAUAAUUAGCAUAUUUGUCAAGGGCUUUCAGAUAACUUGUAGCCCAGUGUAUUUAAAUAGUUAUGUCUGCUGUAAAACUACUGAACUGUUUGUCUUUAUUUUCUUUUGUCUAUUUAGUAUAUUACUGUUGUUAUUUCAGGAAUAUUAACUCUGAUUAUGCUGUUAAAAUCUGCAUCAAUUUACAAAUUACAGUCCACCUGUCCCACUAUCAAAGGAUAUUUGUUACAAAGGAUAUACUGUAUUUAAGGCCAUAUGUAAUAAAAGGGCUCUGCUAUAUAAUAAACCUUUUUUAAUCUCUUA
Electrophorus electricus (electric eel) is the source of this 4828-nucleotide messenger RNA. It is a transcript of the gene pogza, whose product is annotated as pogo transposable element derived with ZNF domain a. Gene Ontology annotation, biological process: regulation of DNA-templated transcription. NCBI's taxonomy places the organism in Eukaryota, Metazoa, Chordata, Actinopteri, Gymnotiformes, Gymnotidae. Gene Ontology annotation, molecular function: DNA-binding transcription factor activity, RNA polymerase II-specific; RNA polymerase II cis-regulatory region sequence-specific DNA binding. The record is from RefSeq and is a predicted model, not a curated record.